Molecule: messenger RNA, 1395 nt
Organism: Oikopleura dioica
Lineage: Eukaryota; Metazoa; Chordata; Appendicularia; Copelata; Oikopleuridae
Source: the annotation of a GenBank genome assembly
AUGAUUCGGCAUAAAAAUCUCAUCAGCGGAAUUAUAGUGCUUGUAAUUCUCUACUUUGGAUAUGUAAAGCUUUUUACUGCACUGGAAGAUCACGAUGAAGAAUUCAACCCUUUGAAGGAACUAGAGAAAAUUGAAAAAGAAGAGGCGGAAAAAGCCGAAAAUUUCUUAGGCGAUGAUGAAGAAACAUCGAAUCGAAUUAUCAAUGCUCUUAACAAUUUUUCAAUAGAAAAGGCAGAAGAGGUAGAAUCAACAACGGAUAAGCCAACAACCAGUUCUUCCGUAACAGAAGAGCCAAAUGCAGAAAAACAUGAAGAAAGACUUUUGCAGCCAAGAAAAUUGAUCCAAAUCGACCAAGAUAGUCAAAUUUACGACGAAGAUUUAGAAGUUAUCAGCGUUGAUGAAGAUAAGGAAGAUGAUGAAUCUGAAAUUCCUGAAGACCUGCCAGAAAGCGAUGAAAGAAAAAUUCCCUCUAGAAAACCCUGUCCAGACUUUGGUACAAAUUUUACGAAAAACCUUCACCCAAAAUACAAACUCGACGAAAACCGCAUCGUGUCUCACUUCGUCUCUAAUGGACCAAACAACCAAAUUGUCGAUUUUCGCCAAGGCUUGUUCUGGGCAAUAAAGCUUAAUAUUUCUUCGACGCUUCCACUUUUUUAUGAGCAUUUUACUAUUUCGAAGGCAGUAAUUGAGCCAAAGCAUAGAAUCAAGUUGGACGGAAGUUUGCUGUCGAGUGUUUCUCCGGAGGAAUUUGGCAGAAGAUGCAAAGAUCAAGAAAUUGCACUGCUUGAUGCUACACCAGACUCCGCAAAUCAAUUCCAAUUGCAAAAAGAACAGCGUCUCCCUCAACUUUACGAUUUUCACGGAAUCGACAAAGCCCACGUGACGCGCUUCCAACCCGUCGCACCCUCUAGAAUGAUUAAAUCCGACGCUGAUUAUCGAAAAAGAAGAGCGGGAAUUCUUAGCUACGAACGAGCUUGUAUAGAAUUCUACCCUUUACUCUCCGAUGUAACACCCCUCACGAGCAAAAUCCUCGACUUCGCCACUGAGCAUAAUUUCCGUUACGUGUUUCUCGCGCUUCCUCCGAUUGAAAUUCCACUUGGAAACGCGAUUUCAGAAAAAUUGGCCGAGCAAAAAGUCAUCGUAAAAAUGGAAGAUGCCGUGCAAAGUUUCGUCUUUCAAAAAUACCCAGAUUGUGAAUACUUCCGUGAACAUAAAGACGACAUGCUCUCACUUCUAGAGCAAGAAAUUGUAUUCAAAUCAUCCUUUUUCAUCCGCUCUCUUGCAUCGACCUGGUCCUCGAACAUUUACAGCGAAAGAAAUGCUAGAGGAGUGAACAACACUAUUUCCGUCCUGGAUCUUAUGGGAAUAAAUGUUUACGAGAAACCAGAAAAGUAG